AUGGUGGCCGCUGUCGAUUGGCACUACCUUUUGGCCUCUGGCGGACACGACCCGCGAAACGAGCUCAACAUUGUACACAUCUGGACGCCCGCUUGCAACCAAAUUAAAGGCACAGCUGAGGUGACCAGCACCAACAUCGGCCAGGUUUACGUUCGAUGCACUGGGCCGUAA
Molecule: messenger RNA, 171 nt
Organism: Ceraceosorus guamensis
Lineage: Eukaryota; Fungi; Basidiomycota; Exobasidiomycetes; Ceraceosorales; Ceraceosoraceae
Exons: 2
Coding region: 1-171 (56 amino acids)
Source: RefSeq, a predicted model, not a curated record